Molecule: messenger RNA, 1355 nt
Organism: Mangifera indica (mango)
Lineage: Eukaryota; Viridiplantae; Streptophyta; Magnoliopsida; Sapindales; Anacardiaceae
Product: WAT1-related protein At3g28050-like
Exons: 7
Coding region: 184-1251 (355 amino acids)
Cellular component (GO): plasma membrane
Molecular function (GO): transmembrane transporter activity
Source: RefSeq, a predicted model, not a curated record
GUACGUAUGAAUGUUAUGACCUUUGUCAUAUUAUUUAUAGUUCUCCGGAAUCCGUGUCAUUACGGUUGGGGCAAACUUUCCCAUAGAUCUCUGGGAUUGAAACCCCUCCCUGAUUGCCAAGUGCUUUGUAGUUGGCUUUAGAGCAUCACAUAACAUUCUCUCCUCCCUCACAAAGAGUAAUAAAUGUGGAGUCCAAGUGUAACACAAGUUAUGGUGACGUUAGAGGUUCUGGAUGUGGGUUUAAACACAGUAACUAAGGCAGCCAUGAGCGGUGGCCUGAGUCACUUUGUCCUUGUUGUCUACUCUAAUAUCCUUGCCAUCUUCUUCCUACUUCCUUGUUCCUUCAUCUUCUAUAGCAGAAAAAGUAGUCGUCCCCAGCUUACGCGGCACAUAGUCUAUAGAAUCUUCAUCCUCGGCCUGGUCAGUUGCUGCGGGCAGAUGUUUAAUUAUAUUGGGAUAGAGUAUAGCUCUCCGACUUUGGCCUCAGCUAUGAUCGAUUUAACACCUGGCUUUACCUUCUUACUUGCAGUAAUCUCCAGGAUGGAAAACCUGGACUUAAGAGUUCAAAGCAGUCAAGCCAAGUCCAUUGGAACCUUGGUAUUAAUUACAGGGGCGCUAAUUGUGACUCUAUACAAAGGUUUGCCCAUUACAGUUGUUCCAUCAACAAAAAAGUUACUUAAGGGAUUUAUUCUGUCGUCUCAAUCACAUUGGGCUCUGGGAGGCUUUUUUCUAGCUGUUCACAGUGUUGUUCUGGCAUUGUAUUACAUUAUCCAGGCAUGGAUUAUUAGGGACUACCCUGCAGAGCUUAUGGUGACACUUAUUUGCUGCAUCUUUGUGACCAUUCUGUCUGCUACAGUCUCCCUGGUAGCAGAGAAAGAUGCAAACGCUUGGAAACUGGGGCCUAACAUCGAUUUGAUGGCAAUUGGGUAUUCGGCAGCUUUUGCGGUAUCACUUCGAUCUGCACUUCAUACAUGGGCAAUAAAGAAGAAGGGGCCUGUCUAUGUUUCCAUGUUUAAGCCACUCGGAAUGGUCAUUGCGAUUGUCUCUGGGGUUACAUUACUGGGGGAUACCCUUUAUCUUGGCAGUUUGGUUGGAGCAGCCACUAUAGCUCUUGGCUUUUAUGCUGUGAUCUGGGGUCAAGCACAAGAGAAGCUGAGGGUGGAUGACAAUGGAAUUGGUAGCUUCAAGUCAUCCUCUCAGAAAGUUCCUCUUCUGCAAAAUAUGACAUGCAAAUAUAGAACUUUUGCAUGAGGGAGAUUUUAUGUAUUGUGUUUAAUUUUCUGGAGACUAUAUUAAUAUGUGUGAUUAAUAAAUGAACACAAAUUUAGUGAAGGUAUUACAAAAUUUUCUUAUGA